Molecule: messenger RNA, 4109 nt
Organism: Vitis vinifera (wine grape)
Lineage: Eukaryota; Viridiplantae; Streptophyta; Magnoliopsida; Vitales; Vitaceae
Product: zinc-finger homeodomain protein 6
Exons: 2
Coding region: 1325-2740 (471 amino acids)
Biological process (GO): regulation of developmental process; regulation of DNA-templated transcription
Cellular component (GO): nucleus
Molecular function (GO): transcription cis-regulatory region binding; DNA-binding transcription factor activity
Source: RefSeq, a predicted model, not a curated record
AAUUACAAUGCGAAAGAUGGGUGAGGGAGAGUCAUUGGUUAUAGAAAUUAAAAGAGUGGAGUUGCAGGAAUUGCAGCAGGCGCACAACAAGAGGCUCGAGUAGAGAGAGAGAGGGGGAGGGAGGCAGGGAGAGAAGUCCUAGAGAGAGAAUCUGACACACACUAACAGGACAAGUGCUGUGCUGUGGACCAUCAUUCUCACUUUAAUUCCCCACAAACACACAAAAGAGUCGCACUCUCGUUUCUCUUUCUCACUGAAUUAUCUUUUAUCGCCUUAAGCCUUCGUUUGAGACCACCCCCUCUCCCCUCUAAUUGCCAUUUUACGUCUCAUUCUGAGAUUACAACUAGGAUUUAUCCAUGAUUACAAGAUUGCAGGAAGAUUCCAGGCAACCAAAGUAACGUCAUGUCACCUCUCUCUCUCUCUCUCUCUAGCUGCCUUUGGGUUUUUGGAUUUGGGGGUGUUUUAAGGGUUGGAGAGUGUGCUCACAGAAGAUAACAAACGCAAGAGGGAAGCAAUAAUUAGGAACUGGACCAGUGUGCAGGCCGUGGGAGAGGACGAACAUGACCUUGUCGGUUGGUUUAGCAGAGGGUACUCUGAGUGUCAUCAGUCUAGCUCUAGCAGUCAUCACUCAUUUUGAGUACAAACCAACCCACCUGUUGCUUUGAUGGAUGGAUUUUAUGGGGUUGGAUGGGUGGUAGGAAACACACCCCACCUCUUUCUCACUUCCUAAACCUCAUUUUUCCUAACUCAAAACCUUGUCUUCCUUAAUCCAUGCUACAACCAGUUAUUUAUUUCCUUUCAGCUCUAUCAUUCUAGGAUGCUAAUGCUGGUGCAACUCCCUCUUUCAGCUCUUCCAUCUACAAAUUACACUUUCAAUAUCCCAAGGUAAGUCUUGGUCAGCUUUAAAAGGGGCCCAUUCCAUCUCCUGUUCCACUUCUUUUUAUUUUUUUAAGCCUUCUCAGAUUAAUCUGCUGUCCUAAGUUAUCUAAUACACAUUUCGCCAUCCACUGCUCAAACACUUGCCCAUUUCUGGGGUGUAGGGUUGAAAAUUCGAGAAAUGGGUUGGUGGGUUUAGCACCCACAACGUCCAUAUCACAACAAAAAGGAGGGAGAAUUUUUGGGUUAGCUCCUUGAUUAUUUCUUUGAUUAAUUUUUGCUCAUUGCUUAGUUAGAUGGGAUGAAUUAGGGUUGAGAGAGUUACAAGAAGGGUGUAUAUAUACGGCUUGAGAGGGAUGAUGAAGAAGAUGAUGAUGGUUUAAGAAGAGAGAUUAAUAAAGAUAGGUGGUGAAACCAAAGGUUUUAUCUUUAGAACUUGGGGGGUUUAAUGGAACUGAGAGGCCAAGAUAAGGAGAUAGGGAUGCCAAGCUCUUUGGGUUACAGCCCACCCAACAGGGAAUCGCCAUCCAAGGUAUCUCCUGCAUCCAUAGUUUUACCUGUGGGAGACAGAAGAAGAGAUGGAGCUGCCAGUGGUACUACAGUUUUGAGUCCAUCACAAACCCUAGAUCACCGUCACCUUCAUCAUCACCAAUUCAAUCUACAACAACAAACACAACACGGGGAAGUAGGGGAUCCAGACCCAGAUCCAGAUCCUGUUUCAGCUACAAUUGCAGUCUCCGGUGCAACCGCCACACCGAUUACCGGUGGAUCAAAUCCAAAAGUAGCAGCAGCGCCGCCACAUCCACCUCCUCAAUCAGCAGCCUCAAUUCGAUAUAGAGAAUGCCUCAAGAAUCAUGCGGCGAGCAUGGGCGGGCACGUCUUCGAUGGAUGCGGAGAAUUCAUGCCAAGCGGAGAGGAAGGGACUCUAGAAGCCUUGAAAUGUGCAGCUUGCGAUUGCCACCGCAAUUUUCAUCGCAAAGAGAUCGAUGGAGAGUCGCAGCCCACCGCCAAUUGUUACUAUACUUGUAACCCCAACACUAACAGUAGCAGAAGAAAUACAAUAGCUCCUCAGCUCCCUCCAUCGCAUGCUCCACUGCCCCAUCUUCAUCAGCACCAUAAAUACUCCCAUGGUCUAUCGGGCAGUCCAUUAAUGAGCCCAAUUCCACCAAUGAUGAUGGCAUUUGGUGGCGGCGGAGGAGCUCCCGCAGAGUCAUCCAGCGAAGAUCUAAACAUGUUUCAGUCCAAUGUUGGAAUGCACCUGCAGCCGCAGCCAGCGUUUGCGCUCUCAAAGAAGAGGUUUCGAACAAAAUUCUCACAAGAACAAAAAGAUAAGAUGCAGGAGUUUGCGGAGAAGUUGGGAUGGAAGAUUCAGAAGCAAGAAGAACAGGAAGUCCAGCAGUUUUGUUCAGAUGUGGGUGUAAAGAGACAGGUUUUCAAGGUCUGGAUGCACAACAACAAACAAGCCAUGAAGAAGAAGCAACUAAAAACAUUGGCAACAUCAACCUGUAUUAUUUUUCUACUCGAAACAUAUUGGGAUCUUACCCUUUCUUCCUUCCAUAUUACUAGCUCAAAAAGCUCCUCCCCAGAAAGAGAAAGGGAAAGAAAAGAAGAAACUAACGACAAAAAUUGCACGUAUUUUCCUCUUUGCUUGGUGGUCAUGGACUCAUGGGAGGUAAGUCUCACGUACGAGUCUCUUUUUACUAAUCUACUUUACUACUACUGUACUAUCAUCUCUUGCAUUAAUCCCAUCUGUCCAUUUAAUCGCCAAUUCUUUGGUUCCUUAAAACCCUACCACAUUCUUCUAUCUUUCUCCACAGUCGAAGUGAAACAACUGGACUGCUCCUGUCAGCACACUGGCAUAUGAGCAGACCCACAUUUUCAAAUUUCAAUCCUCCUGCAAGUUCCUCUUUUAAGUUCUGAGUUUCUGUAUUCACUUACACUUUAGAUUUUCAUAGUAUCUUAUGGUUUUAAUUAGAUUUAGAAACCUGGUUGUUGCACAUGGAGAAUAAGGGAAGGUCAUAAUCAUUUUUCGGCAAUGGGCAGUUGCUCAUACCUGUGGCACACCAUUGUGGUAAGAAUGUGUUCAAAUGUGAGGCUAUACUUAAUCCUGAUGACCGAGCAAGAAGUAUAGAUUGAAGUAGACAUUCGUAGCCGUCAAAAGAUGUAAAAUUAGAAAUUAGCACAAUAAAGUGACCAAGCAGAAAAGAGAGGAGACUUAUACUCCUCCAAUAUGUGGACUUCAUGAGUCUAGAGCUUGGAAGGGACAACUCUCUCCCAAAAAAGAAGCGGAAAUCCCUUGUGAACUGGUCAAGGCAUAUAUUUAGCAAUGUAAUUUAUCAGCCCUCAACAAAAUUCAGAGUUAGUAAACUGGAUAAGAAAAGAUGAAGAGUGUAUCAUCUGUGCAAAGAACAAUAUUAGUCAUAUACAGCUAGGGCCUUGGCUAGAAGGACAAUUGGGUAACAAAUGGUAUAAAGAUUGCUAAGAAAAAGACUGUAAAACUAGUUUAACACUGGGGGAAGUUCAAGGAAGAUGGAAGGGUCCCUUAAUAAAGAAAGCAGCAAGGAUCUCAACAUGAAUAAAUGUAUGUGUGUGUGUAUAUAUGUCUGGAUGUUGGCUCGGCUUUAGUUGUGAGAAAAAACAAGAGACCGGAUUACAAUUGAGCAAAUAUGAAUCUUAUGGUAGUCUGACAGUUACACAUUUCUCUAGUUAUAGGUUAUCACCCUUGGAUCGAGAGGCUUUUUGAUACAUGCUCCCCUUAGCAGUUACCUGAACAUUGGUCACUGGCUGAUGGACAAGGCAGGAUGUCCAAUUCUUCAGCCCAUUCUGCAUUUUGAUACGGAGGAAAUAGUAGCUCAGGCUGGUGAGAAUUCAUCAAAACUGCUUCCAAGAGCAGAAGUAAACUGAACACCAGUCAGCUAAUGCAUGAAAAAUUAAAGAUGGACAGAAAUAGUAGACCCACAGUCGAUCCGAAGGCACGUUUACUAAGUAUUAAAAGUGGUAAGAGAAUCUGAAAAGGAUGGUCUGACAGAAUUUGGACGACAGAAAGGACUUGGGAAAGACAGUAUCCUUAUUACAAUUCCGGAACGUGAAAUGGAGAAACCCCUGGAAGAUUACAUUUCGUUUUGCAAGGAACAAAUAAGAGAUUCAAAGUUGUCACAGAAACUAAAUUUUAAGACCGUAUAUAGAAAGUUCAGCUACUUAAUGGGGAUAAAAAAAAAUACCUAAUGAUCUUC